AUGAAAGGCUGCUACGUCCGAGGUAAGUUUAACUCUAGUAUGCCCCUUUUGUCGCUUUUCAUGCCUUCAUCUCUUGUUGUUCCUGUCAUUCUAUCCGUACCAUUUAUCACACUUUUGAGGCUGGAUUAUUGUGGAAGCAGGACCCAAGCAAUGAAGGCUCAACGCGACAUCCAGCUUACAUACCUGUCAGCAUUAUAA
Molecule: messenger RNA, 198 nt
Organism: Cordyceps militaris CM01
Lineage: Eukaryota; Fungi; Ascomycota; Sordariomycetes; Hypocreales; Cordycipitaceae
Exons: 1
Coding region: 1-198 (65 amino acids)
Source: RefSeq, a predicted model, not a curated record